Messenger RNA from Lachancea fermentati, 468 nucleotides. NCBI's taxonomy places the organism in Eukaryota, Fungi, Ascomycota, Saccharomycetes, Saccharomycetales, Saccharomycetaceae. The record is from the annotation of a GenBank genome assembly.
AUGCUCUGCACAUUCGAAAAUGCGAGCUACGACACCAGAGACACGCUCAAGAGGCGUGUGGUGUGCUUCGAGGAACUUGCGCACGCAGCCAAACGUCCCAAACCGUGCCUCGGCGCUGACGAGCCCAGCUGCGCCAAGCUGGCAAGCCCCAGUGCACCGCUGGUAGCGAACGCGGUGGGCUCAAUUCGCAUGACACAGCGUAACAGCUCUACUUCGUCGACCUGUUCGUCUUCCUCGUCGCCGUAUGUGGAGAUCGAGGAUUACAUCUUGGAAGGCUACGGGUCUGCGCUCAUCAACGACAAUUACAACAGCCGGCUCAGCCUCGACAACAUCGCGCCAGUCAACUACUGCCUCUACGACCUGGACGCAGAAGAGUUUGACGACAGCGACAACUGCGCGAGCGACGGAAAAACGCUUCUCGAGUCACCUGACGCCAUGGACGUCGAGGAUAUCGAAAUGCAGGACUGA